This is a messenger RNA of Lineus longissimus, 1619 nucleotides long. RefSeq lists its product as uncharacterized. Gene Ontology annotation, molecular function: oxidoreductase activity. Bases 171 to 1298 code for a protein of 375 amino acids. Lineage: Eukaryota; Metazoa; Nemertea; Pilidiophora; Heteronemertea; Lineidae. The record is from RefSeq and is a predicted model, not a curated record. The transcript is spliced from 5 exons.
AUGUUGUACUGGGUUACCAUUCUAAUACAGCAUGGACAUAAACACAUACUUCAAAUUGAAGGAAAAGCAAGGAAGGUAGAGGAGUCAGUGGCGGAUAAUCUUUGUCAUCUUCUUCUCAGGGACAGUCCAGUGUAAUUUGGAGGAGAGGAAUCUAGUGCAAUCGCGGCAUCAUGUUCACAAGGUUCGCUAGGUCCACCCUACGGUCUGCAGGCAAAUGUGGACUCAUCAGCGCCGUUCGGCAAAAUAUGCGCACCGUCGUACAACUCGCUGGACGUCCAUGGCUACCUGGCUCAGAUAGUCCGACCUUCCCGAAAGAAAUGACUCUAUUUAAUGCAAGCUUUCCGCACCCCGUAAAGGUGGACGUUGCAAGGGAAGACUUAGCUUCCUUUGCCAAAGAUUUCCGGCCAACAUUGGAUGAAGAACUACGCCAACAUGGCGCAGUCGUCAUCCAGGGUCUUCCUCUCGAGGCGGCUAAGGAUUUCUCCGAGUUUUACGACGCGAUGGAGUAUCAUCCCAUUCCGUACACUGGUGGUACUGGCGGGAGAGAGAAACUACUAAAGAAUGUCUUCACCACCAGCAGCGACCCUGAGGAAUACACCCUCGAACAGCAUAAUGAAAUGUCCUAUCUACCAUUCUGGCCACACCUGUUAUUCAUCUACUGUGAGGUUGAAACUGAGAAGGGAUGCGGAGGCGAGAACGGCUUAACGGACGUCAGGGUACUCUACGACAGCAUUGACCCAGACAUCACGGAGAAAUUCAAUCGUCUUGGGGUUCGUUACUGGCGAUAUCUACCGCUGCCGUCCCAUCCGAAAUAUAAGGCGUACACUGCUUGGCAUAAGACUCUUGAAACCGACGACAUGGCCGAGCUAGAGACGAGGGUUAGCGAUGCUGGGUGUUCCUUUAAGCGUGACGAGGAGGGAGGGCUGUGUUUCUGGAUGAACCGCCCAGCCAUGUCACCACAUUUCAGAACGGGUGAAAUGUUAUGGUUCGGUCAGAUCUGCAGUUACAACUACACAUUCCUAAAAGAUUGCUAUCCUGGUCACAGCGAACAUUUCGUCGACGUUCCCGAGGAAAAGUAUCCUUUCACAACAAUGUACGGCGACGGAACACUGAUUGAACCAGAAGUAAUUCGUCACAUCCGAGAGAAAACAUGGGAGUGCACGAAGGGUGGUCAAUUGAAGCAAAUGGAAGUUCUAGUCUUUGAUAACAUGCUGUUUUCUCACUGUAGACUUUCAUUUACCGGUCAAAGGGUUAAUCGUGUCGCACAGGCAUGUUACAGGGAAUACCUCCAUAUAUAAGGGGACAUAUGGUAGAACAAGACUUCUUUACUAAAUGUUCGAAAGACCCUGUCCAUCUUGGUGUGUUAAUCUGUGUCCUGGCCAGUCAUAAAGUCAUCAGUUUCAGACUCCCGGGCGUCUUCGUUACACCAGUAAUCCAGUCUUGAGAAUUGAGCCAGCCACAGUCAUUUUAGCAACUGUCGCUUCAGAAACAAUAUUCGACGAUUAAAUUGUAGUCUGAUGUCCCCAUAAUCAAGCACUAUAGGACUGCUAGUGCUCUUUCAUUAUGAUCAUUGUACAACUUUUGAUAAUCACUCGAAAAUAAAUGUAAAUUGUCAGUGA